Molecule: messenger RNA, 891 nt
Organism: Paraglomus occultum
Lineage: Eukaryota; Fungi; Glomeromycota; Glomeromycetes; Paraglomerales; Paraglomeraceae
Source: the annotation of a GenBank genome assembly
AUGGCUUCUACAUCAGAGUUCGACGAAGAAUAUUCUUUUCUUGACCCGUCAUUCGAGAUUUCUUCUCUCACCAUCAAAAAAAUCCAAUCAAUUCUCACACGCCUCGAAAGUAGCCGAGUAAAGCAGCUGAGGCGGAAACUACAACUGUGCGACGAGUUUGACAGAUUGAAAGGAUCGCCUAAAUGGAAGAGCUUGGUUGAGGAGAGAGAUAGAAAGAUACAGGAAGCACAAGAGGAGCUUAGAGCAACAAGUAAAGAAAGCAGUGCUAAAAAGAAGAAGAAAAGGAGGGCAAAGAGUAACAGGGAUUCAAUGGGAGAGGGAACCGGGGAUGAAUUAGAAUACCAAGAGACGUACUCACCAACACCUAAAGGAAGGCUUGUGCCAAUUCCUCCGCCCAAGGAUUUACUUUUCGAGGCAAUGCACAAGUUAAGUGACGAAGAUGGAAACACAAAGACGCCUAUGACAAGAUAUUUCACCGUGGAUAACUUUAAAAAGGAUGAUACGACUGAUAACGAUAGGUCUUUAAGCAAGACUGAUCUAGCGACGGGAACGUCGAGCUCUUCGUCGCCGCCCACUUUUUCUCAUGUGAAUCAAAGGUAUCCGGUAGUUCGGAACGUAGGAGACCCAGAUCUAACGUCAGAAUUGGAAUUCCGUGAUGUCGAUUACACGUUCGGCAAUCAAGAUGCGAUCACAAAGGAGGAAGCCAAGACCAAACAAGUCGAAAAGAAAAGAGUCGGCAAGAAGCUGAUAUUGUUUAUAUUGGUGAUAGCGAUUCUGGGAAUGGCAUGGGCGUUUGCGUUGAACGAGUGGGUCGUGGAUGCUCUUGACGAAUUGGCUUUUUCGUAUGAAGACAUGACUUCUUGGAUGACCCGACUUUUGAAGCGAGAAUGA